This is a messenger RNA of Moesziomyces antarcticus, 537 nucleotides long. Its product is annotated as signal recognition particle 14 kda. Gene Ontology annotation, biological process: SRP-dependent cotranslational protein targeting to membrane. Gene Ontology annotation, molecular function: 7S RNA binding; endoplasmic reticulum signal sequence receptor activity. The coding region runs from base 1 to 537 and encodes 178 amino acids. Lineage: Eukaryota; Fungi; Basidiomycota; Ustilaginomycetes; Ustilaginales; Ustilaginaceae. Gene Ontology annotation, cellular component: signal recognition particle, endoplasmic reticulum targeting. The record is from RefSeq and is a predicted model, not a curated record. The transcript is spliced from 2 exons.
AUGACACUAACCAACGAGCAGUUCCUCGAGCAGCUCGCCAAGCUGUUUGAGCAGAGCACCUCAAAGCACUCGGUCUACAUCACCUCGAAGAAGGCACCCGCCUCUGCAGCUCAGGAUGACGAUGUUGACAUGACGCCGUCAUCGUCCUCCUCCAGCUUGAAGGACGCCGUCCUCUUCCGCGCCACCGACGGUACAUCGGGCAGCGGCAAGGUCAAGAUCAGCACGCUCGUGCCUGCGUCCAAGCUCACCACGUUCCAGGGCGCAUACCUUCCACUGCUGAGGACACACCUGUCCGCCGGCCUCAGAAAGCGCGACAAGGCCAAGGAACGCAAGAUCGAAAAGGCACGAGAGCAGAGCCGCAAGAAGCUCGUCGAGACGGUCGACGGCAAGGAAAAGGUCAUCACCAACAAGAUCGGCAGCAAACGAGGCGCAGGACGUCGCAAGCGCCAACGCGCCCUCACCAAGGGGCUCGCACUGCGCAAGGAAAAGGCAAAGGAGGCAAAGAGAAAGCAGCAGACGGCCAAGGCAACCAGCUAG